Molecule: messenger RNA, 9573 nt
Organism: Dunckerocampus dactyliophorus (ringed pipefish)
Lineage: Eukaryota; Metazoa; Chordata; Actinopteri; Syngnathiformes; Syngnathidae
Gene: cntn3b
Product: contactin 3b
Exons: 23
Coding region: 420-3500 (1026 amino acids)
Biological process (GO): cell-cell adhesion; brain development
Molecular function (GO): cell-cell adhesion mediator activity
Source: RefSeq, a predicted model, not a curated record
GCCCGCUGUGGGAUGCGCACACUGAGAAUCUCCACUCAGUGGCAUCGCUGUCCUCGCUGCUUGUUGGCCACAUCUCGUGGAGUGGUAAUAGGAGGAGGAGACCGGUGUACCGCGCCUAUCAGCCGCUGCCUGCAAAAUCACUGCGUGGGGGAAUUUGCGGAGGUGGAGGCGCACCUAAGGGCAGGAGAAUAAAGUAAAGAGCGCACGGAGCCGGGACUAAGACCUUCUUCGGCUUCCCAGACACACGGGCGCUGCUGUGAAUGAUGGUACCGACACACUAACGGAUAAUGGAAUUACAAUCAAAAGAGUUUCAUGAAGAGGAAACAUCGUAAGAGAAAUUAAAAUUCUUGCAUUCACAAGGAGAGCAUUGCAUUCACAAGUAAUUGGAUGAGAGUCCCAUUAGCCCUCUGCAACUAAAGAUGAUGUUUCCAUGGAAACAAAUUGUUCUCCUAUCAAUCACGGGAUGCCUUGCAGUCUGUACAGACGAUGUCAUAUUUCAAGGGCCUAGAUUGAGGACAGAGCCGAGUGACCUCAUUUUGCCCAUCAGCUCCCCCAACCGACAGGCCACCAUUAUGUGUGAGGCAGAAGGCAGCCCUCCUCCGCAGUACAGAUGGUCACUAAACGAAACACCCAUCGAUCUUGGGAAUGACUACCGGCGUCGCAUGUCUGGGGGCAACUUGAUCAUUAGCAACUUGGACAAAGACCAAGACACUGGGAUAUACCAGUGUAAAGCCUUCAACACGUGGGGGUCCGUCCUGAGCCGGAAGGCUACCGUCCAAUUUGCAUAUCUUGAAAACUUCCGAACGCAGACAGUGAGAAGUACAGUGAAUGUCCGAGAAGGCCAAGGAGUGGUUCUGUUAUGUGGCCCACCUGCACACUCUGGAGAGCUGACUUUUGCAUGGAUCUUCAAUCAAUAUCCGCACUUUGUCCAACAAGACAGUCGUCGCUUCAUCUCACAAGAGACUGGAAGUUUGUACAUAGCCAAGGUAGAACCCUCAGAUGUGGGAAACUACACUUGCGUGGUGAACAACACCGUCACAAGGGAGAAGAUAUUAAGCUCUCCGACACCACUGGUCCUCAGAAGUGAUGGAGUAAUGGGGGAAUACGAACCCAAAAUAGAAGUCCAUUUUCCUGACUCGGUUCCUGCUGCGAAGGAAUCACUUGUGAAACUGGAAUGUUUUGCUUUGGGAAACCCCGUUCCAGAAAUAAGCUGGAGGAGAACUGGUGGAGUCCCUUUUCCUAGCAAAGUCAAAAUGAAGAACUCAAACGCUGUUCUGGAAAUCCCAAAUUUCCAACAGGAAGAUGCGGGAACAUAUGAAUGUGUUGCGGAGAAUCGACGGGGCAAAAAUGCUGCACGGGGUCGGAUUUCAUUCCAUGCUAAACCUCACUGGUUCCAGACAAUGGCUGACACGGUUCUGUCCAUCCAACAAAAUCUGUUCUGGGAGUGCAAGGCCAAUGGAAAGCCUAAACCAUCGUACAGCUGGCUGAAGAAUGGAGAGCAAGUGAUUACAGAGGGCCGGAUACAAAUCGAAAAUGGGGCCCUUUCAGUAGCUGCGUUAAACCUGUCAGAUUCUGGAAUGUAUCAAUGUGUAGCUGAAAACAAACAUGGUAUUAUUUAUUCCUCUGCCCAACUAACAGUGUUAGCAUCACCUCCCAGUUUCUCCAAAAAUCCAUUAAAGGCUGUGCUGAAAGCUCGCUUUGGUAGCGAAGUCACUCUUGAAUGCAAGCCUCAAGCCUCACCCCCAGCAAUUAGCCUUUGGAAAAAGGACAAUGAGUUGCUGCAGAGAAAUGAAAGAAUGAUCGUGUUUCCCAAUGGAACAUUAAAGAUUACCAAUGUAACCAGAGGGGAUGCAGCCAGCUACACAUGCAUCGCCAAGAACCAGUUUGGCUCAGCGAGCACCACUGGGAGGUUGCUUGUCACCGAGCCAACCAGAAUCACCGUGAGGCCCACAAACAUGGAGAUUAUUGUUGGCGAGAGCAUCGUGUUGCCCUGCCAGAUUGCCUGCGAUCCAGCUCUGGAUGUCUCUUUCUCGUGGGCAUUUAAUGGCCAGCUCAUCGACUUCCGGCAAGACAGCGAUCAUUUUGAGAGAGUGGGUGGGACUAUAUCGGGAGAUCUGAUGAUUCGCAACAUUCAACUGAGCCAUGGCGGGAAAUACGUCUGCGUUAUUGACACUGAGGUUGAGAGUCUGUCCGCCUCUGCCAUCCUGGUUGUCAAAGGUCCACCAGGCCCUCCAGACAAAGUGACAGUGGAGGAGAUCACAGACAGCACGGCACAGCUUUCCUGGACUCCUGGAAGAGACAAUGGCAGCCCCAUAACCGGUUACAUCAUCCAGGGUCGGACACCUUUUACUGUGGGCUGGCAGGCGGUUGAGACGGUGCCUGAAGUGGUAAAUGGUAAUACGCUGACUGCAACGGUGGUGGGUUUAAAUGCUUGGGUGGAGUAUGAGUUCAGAGUCGUGGCACGCAAUAGUGUGGGCCUUGGUGAGCCCAGUCCAGCCUCAGCAAAAACCAGGACAGAAGAUGCAAUUCCUGAUACAGCUCCCACGGAUAUCGGAGGUGGAGGUGGCACAAAGUCUGAAUUAGUGAUAACGUGGGAGCCUGUGUCCGAAGAACUGCAAAAUGCCGAGGGGUUCGGAUACAUCAUCGCACUCAGGCCCGUGGGCACAGUUACUUGGACGCGAGCUGUCAUCUCCACGCCUGGCGCCGCACGUUACGUCUUCCACAAUGACACCAUCCCACCCUUUUCACCUUUUGAUGUGAAAGUCGGCGCUUUCAACAAUCGAGGGGAGGGGCCCUUCAGCUCUAUCGCCACCGUAUACUCAGCAGAGGAUGUCCCUAGUGUGGCUCCUAAGAUGGUUAGAGCUAGGAGUGUGUCUGCAACACAAAUUGAAGUGAUCUGGGAGGCCCUUCCAGCCAUCCCUGAAAGAGUGCUUGGAUAUGAGGUCAUGUACUGGGAAGAUGACACCAAACCCGACACCGUCGGCAAAGUGCGCAUCUCAGGAAACUACACCGUGGUUAACAUCACAGGGAUGAAUGCAAACACAGCCUACUAUCUCGCUGUGUCCGCCUGUAAUACGGCUGGCCCCGGGCCGCAGUCGAUGCCCAUCAACAUCACGACAAGGAAACCACCACCGAAUCAGCCACCUCUGAACAUACAAUGGUCCAUGAUUGGAUCAACCCUCUCACUGCAUUGGGAUCCUGUGGUAGCCAUGGAGACCGAGUCCAAAGUCACUGGAUAUUUGGUGCUGCUGAAAAGACACCGUUACAAUGAUAUCAACACUUUGGUCACCAAUAAAACCUCUGUGCAGCUCAGCCUGUCCGCCAGUGACAACUAUCUCAUUCAGAUCAAGGCCACGAGUGAGGGCGGUGAAGGUGUGGGCAGUGAGCCCAUCCACAUCCACAAAUUAAGCAUGGGAGCGCGGGGCUCAGGCGCACACUGUCUCAACCCAUUAAACCUGGCUGCAGUCCUCAUCAGUGCCCUGGCCUGCUUCGUCUGGUGAUGUCUAAUCAGAACCUUCAUCGCUCUUUCUUUCCCAACAGUCCCCUAAGUGAGCCUGUCCUAAUGUUACCCCUCCAUUGGAGGGGCCAGGAUACAGUGGUAGGACUUGGGAUUACGGCCAAACCGUUCAAGGGUCAUUUUCAGUAAAGACUAUAUGACAAGGAUGUAAUGAUAUGAAGUGCAUGAUACCUUACAAUAUUUCCUCUGGAGUUAUAAGUGCCACCAUGCUGUUUCAUUUUCGAGGUUAUGAUGUCAAAAUGACGUAUCCUGUGUAUCUGUAAGCGAUACAAAUGCCUUAAAAUCAAUUUUACAUAUUCACUCCAUACCAAAUUAGGCAACAGAGGAUGCCAGUCAAGCAUUUUGCAAAAGAGAUAUUGAGAGAAUAUAUAAUGUCAGCCGCUCAGUGGAAAGAUUAUCCUGUUGUCACUGUUUCCCUCCUUUUUUAACCAAAACAUAAACACUAUCAAUCAACGUUAUAACCAGUUUCACUUACCCAAUACUGGUAGUCCGCAGGUUACGUACGGCUUCUGUUCCUACACUGAUGGAAGUCGAGUUUUUGUGCAAGCUGGCCCUUACAGCUAAUUUAACUUCUAACUGCAAAAACAACAUUUCAAGAAAGUAAGAAAGUCCCAUUUUAAGCACCCAUUCCUUAUUUUUUUCCUAAACAGAAAAAAUAUCUUGUCGAGCAAUUUUCACUUGAGAAAAAUCAUCUUAUAUUAAGAAAGUAUAGCUAGCCAAUUCUUAUUUCUUUGCCACAAAUUGGUUCUUUUUUGUAAUAAGAUAAAAACCUUAUUUUGAUUCUUCUUCAACAACAGAUUAAUAUAUAUUUGUCUUAAAUUAAGAAUAAAACUGGCUUCUAAACUUUCUAAAUUUGAGAAUGGACUCACACAGAGAAACUAUAUCUACCCUGCAAAAACUAAAUUUCAAGAAAGUAAAAAAGUCCCAUUUUAAGAAAGCAUUUCUCAAAAACCAUUUGCUGAUUUUGGUCCAAUGUGAAGGCUGCACAGCAAAUUUCAUAGAGCGUACCAAGAUUUAUUAUAUUAAAUCUAGUCAUAAAAUCUAGUCGGAAAAUGAUCAAACGUGAUUUAAGAAAAUAUUACUCUCUUUUUAUCUAGUUUCGAAAUCUAAAAACUAGUGAUUUUACAUGCAAAUGUUGCAAAAAAGACUUCUGAUAGUGUUUCUUGCAAUAGGUUUUCCUAAAUGAAGUGAAUUUUAGAUACAAUCACACUUUUUUUCUUUUUAAGUAAAAAAGUUCCGUCCAUAUUAUUUGCUUCAUGCUUGUCGAGAAGCUCAGACCGGUGAAGAAGUGACCAACAUAACUAACAUGCCGACAAUAAGAGAUCUUUGCUGCACGUUGGCAGAGUGGUUAGCAUGUUGGCCCCACAGUCAGGCAACCUGCGUCCAAAUCCCUGUCGGAACACGUACACUCCCCCCGUGGGUAUUCUCUGUGUACUCUGGCUUCCUUCCACAUUCCAACAAUAUGCAUGAUAGGGUCAUUGGAAACUCUAAAAAUCGUCCAUAGCUAUGAACUUUUGAUCUUUACUCUGUAGCUUUUUGGGAGGAGGAAAUAGAAGAGGCAGAAGAACGAACAAAACAAUGAGACCACAGCGUUGAUUUGUUGUUACUGUCGCUUUCAUAGGAAUAGAUGCUUUAACAUGCCGAAGGACACCAUCUUUAUCCUUAAUUGAUGGUUGUGAUAAUCGAUAAUCGUUUUAAUACCAAAAGUGCUGCAGAUAUUGGUGGCUGUUUCUUCUCUCUCUGAGCUAUGAUGUUCAUUUUCACUUCGAUGGUGAAGGUCUUUGUUUUCCUCAGCACAUUCAUACAUACAGUACAGUACAGUAUCAUACGCUGUACUCAUCUACAGUGCGAGUACGAGUACACACUGCAGCCUUGAAGCGUGCAUCCCCUGCGUGUGCUGAAACCAGUUCUCACGCUACUGCACUGCUGUCGGAUAAAAAGUACGUUUUUCAUUCAUUUAUGGGCACAAGUACGUAACUGCGAAACACCGAAACUCGGAAUGCCGUAACCCGAGGAUGACCUGUAUUUUAAAUGAGGUAAUAUCAGCAGUUUUUGGCUUUGAAAAAAACCCAUCUAUGAAUACAUUUAUGUUUGCCUAGUUUUAUGAAAUGUAGCAAUGCUAAUUCUAAUCAUCUUUUUUCACACCAACGUACUUGCGUACUUAAAUCAUAGUAAAUCUGUUGUUGAGCCACAGGCUAAGCUUCAGGCCUUCUCGAAAAUACAGUGAUUUCUCUCCAUCUUCUGCCGCUAAAUAAUAAAUGUCCAUCACACCGGCUUUCUCAGUCUAGUGAAAAAGUUAUUUUUUCCAGAGAAGACAUGCGUGCAGCGCUUCCAUCUUGUCAAACUGAUCCCAUGUGUAUUGUUCGCCUUUUACAUUUCGGUGACCUGUGUUCUGUAUCGCCACAGCUACUAUAGAUGAUCACCCGGUCCAGUGCACAGUGGACUACAGUACAUCAAUGAUAGUGCCUUCACCAGAGCUCAAACAUAAGUUGUUUAUUUUCAAGUUGCUCAGACAUCCAAAUAACAGAGAAGUCAAUAUUUGCUUGUGUUUCAAAAUUCGGCACAAAGGCUAGAAAGUGCUGUCGGAAAAUGCAGAGAAAUCCCGAUUUGUGUAUAAGGUACAAUCAGUAAAUAUUUAUUGAAAUAAGUCAAUCUAAAUCCAUGAUAAGAAUGGUUGCUUUGUAAAAAGCAGAGGAUUGAAAUGGAGCAAAAAGCAUACUUGGCAUUUUACCAUCAACCUCAUACCAGACUGAGCAGCGAGAAAAGAACGUGCAAGAGCGACAUGCCACCCCUGUUUUCACCAUGUGGAUGAGUCCUUCAAGUGAGAGCUGCAGUCCUGAUAGUGCCCAUAUGGAUGUGGAACGAUAGAGCCAACCGCUACACAUUAUCGUGCCUUUGCUGAACAUGGGGCUGUGGACAUCAGCUGAGAGGUUAUUGUCAUCUGCAGUUUUGCACUCUCCCGCCUCUCAAAGUCAAAAGCACAAGGAACUGAUGCAAGGUGACCGGAUGUCCUCCCUUAGCCAUCUGAACAGGUGUGCCGAUCUCAGCGGCCUCAUAAAAAGUCCUACAAGGCUGGCAUAAUCAGGAUGUCCUGUCUGCUGCCUGACUCGUUACAUGAAGCCGUGUGUUCGUUGAUGGGACUAUUUCAUAGUCAUCAAUGGAAUAUUGAUUUUUCUGCGCUAUUAUUACAGCUGUCAUAUUUCAGUUUCCUGGUUGACUGAUGGCCUCCUUUCUGAUACUCAUUUUGUUGUGUUACCGUCAAUGAUGUCCGUCACUAUUUCACUGUUUGUGUGUGUGCAUGUACUUCUCUUCAGUUUUGCCAAUAGAUGUUUUCUUAGUUGUCUUUCUUAGGAUCUGUUGUAGUGCAGUACUUUAUAGUGAUUUGACAAGCCUGAAAUUGGCAGUUGUACUUAAAGUAAGCUACCAUGCAAAACUGCUAAAUUUGUUUAUCAAUUACAGUUUUUCACAAGGUGGCAAAAAAGGUUUUCCAAUUGCAAUAAUACAUGUCGUACAUGACUGGUUUAAUAUAGGAACUCACUGCCACAGUAUCCUUCAGAAAUUGACCUGCAUAUCUUGACCGAGGUAUAAAAUCUGUUUGCUCAAUCCUUCAUGUGUUCUCGAUUACACUGGGGAACAUAGAAUUUAGGAUGUUAGACCUAUUUAUUGUAAGUUGUGGUUGUUGAUUUGAAAUAUGCCUUCAGUUUUCCUCCAUCAGCUCUAGUUACUGAUAUAGUACAUACCGAGUGACAUGCGGAGGGUGAAGUUCAUGGCUGGUGAGGUGCUGAAUCCUUUGAAGUUUUUUAUUUACGUUAAUACAAGUUGACAUCAAGAGGAGAAAAGGUAGACAUAAUCCACUAAGUUUGUUUUCAAAUACUUCUUUGUCCUAUUUAUUCAUUUGUUUUAUAAACUGAAAAACGCUUGUGGUCGUAUAUGUAGAUGAAGUAUACAUUAACCUUCUCCAACAAUAGCUCUGAUACUUUGUUGUAAAAGUCUGAUCACGGUCCGUUGAGCUUGGAUAUAUAAUCCUCCAUCUUGGCAGUCAAAUUCAUUCAUUCAGCAAAGCAUGAACAUAUAUUUAAUACAUCUGACUUGUUGCUGAUUCGAGCUUGUUUAUUCACAAAGUUUGUAGAAGGACGGCAGCAACGCAACGAGCACCUUCCAGCUCGCGCGCUUACUUCGAGAGGAGAGACUCACCGCAGCCCCAUCUCACAUUCCCGCCCCGUAUUUGGUCAGGAAAUGUGCAAAUUCAGCAACUUUACUGAAAAAAAUGUUAGAAACAAUUGGAAUCAUACAGAAAUACAUUUACAGUCGUCCCUCGUUUAUAGUGGUUAAUUGGUUCUAUAGGGAAUUUCCGUAAUGUGAUAUACAUAUAUAUACUGUGUGUGUAUAUAUACAGUAUAUAUAUAAGUAUAUAUAUAUAUAUGACUUUAAAUGCAGGUUUUAACAUUAUUAGACAUGAAAUACCACACCUAUAGUCACCUUUACGCUCCUAUUAUUCAUUGUUUACAACACAUUGAGCAACUCUCAUGCUGCAUGGAUUCGAGACAGUCGCCAGCUAACAAGCUAGCCAACCAGUUAGCCUCAAAUUUAUUGUAAACUUAAGAAGCCAAAAACGUCACACUUUCACACAGAAUGGGAGGAGGACUUAUUUUUCACACUCUCAUGUCUGACAUGCCGUGGCUGACGUCAUGACCAUGCAGUGUUAAGGUAAUGUCAUGUAAGCUAAUGUCUCAAUGUUUUGUGUUAUUAACGGCCGCCUAGUGAUCAGAAUACUACAUAUCACCUGUGUUUGACUAAUAAAGACCAUAGUUUACCACAAAGCAGCGAUCAUGUAUUAACUAAUUCAUUUCUGCAAAGAUGCGAUAUAGUGAGGGAGCGAUAAUUGAACUGCGAUAUUGUAAGGGACGACUGUAUAACAUAGUUCAACGGACAAAUAUUAAUAUUUUUGAGUGUUAUCAUUUUUUUUCCCAUGAUGGCUGUGCCUCACCUUCCUCCUCUGACCGCAUGUCACUGGGUAGACCGCUAACUGUUGCAUACGACCCAUUGGACACAGGACUGCUGUACAAGUCAUUAUUAUUGCCUUUCUUUUUAUUAAUAAAACAGUUUCCUACACAUGGAUGUUUUUUUGUAUUAUUUAUUAUCAAACUACAGCAUAAAAUACUGAACAAAUGCUGUGGCAUUCUGAAGAAAGCUACAUGAUCUAAAAAUCUAUAAGUACUACAAAAAUGAGUAGUAUUCUGGUUCAGUGGAUUGAAUGUUAUAAUGAGGUAUAGAAAUCAUACCAUGCUUGUAAUGUGUUUGUUCCCCAGUGUUAUCAGAGCUUUCUUUGUAUGAUUGAAUGACUGUAAUUACUUAGCGUUGUUUCGGCUCACAGGUUUAUUGUUUGUGGCUUUGGUUCAUGAAAAUGUCAAUGUUGGCCCUCUUAAGAUAAGAACAACCAAUGGGAACCGUCAGUGUUGUUCUGGAUCGCCUAUGAACAUCCUUUACAAUUCAUUCUAUUGAUGCUAAAGUUAUUAUUGUAGAAUUUUAGGUUUGAGACAAGAAAGAAACCAUAUACAAUCUCAAUAAUUGUCCCUUAGCAACAAUGUUUUACUGUUUCUUCAUUUUUGAAACAAAUUGUUGUGUUCUUAGCUUGUAGUACAUGAAGUUUGUAGUAGGACUUACAGUACAUUGGGAGGAGAUUCCACACAUCGAUAUACAAUGUAUUGACCACAAAAAGCAGCAUAUCUAUUUGUUCUCCAAGGAUGGCCCGGUUGAACUGAUUCCUGUGUUUGUUUCUUGAAAGUUGUGUUUCCUACUCUGUAAAUACCUUGCAUAUAUUUUUAAAUAUGGCCACCCAAGACAACCUUAAUGCUCUUCUGUAGUGUGUUCUCCAGCCUAAUACUGCUGUAUUAAUCAAUGAUCUCUGUGAGAUGCUGACGUGUAGAGUUGGAUUUUCACAUUGAAAAGUAACUGUUUUGUCUUGUAUACUAAAAUUGUGCAUGGUCAUCAUCGUUUGUGAAUUUGUGUUGGACUUUUCUAAAACUAUAACUUAAUAAAUAAAAAUGUUUAUUCCA